GUUAGAAUUCUUUUUCUCAUUCUUGUUGUUGCCUUAUGAAAAAUUGUCUUUUCUAAAAUUAAUUAAUGGACCAUUGUAUUCCUCAUAUAUCCAAACUUAUUUUUAUUGAUUUUGUAUUUGUGCUGUAUUUCAGUAGGACACAGUUCUUGGAUUCCAAUAAAACAAACAUUCUGAUUGUCCCUGAAAUGAGGGUGUCUGACAUGAUGGCAGAUCGUGCCACGAUUGGCUCAAUAAAAAUUUGAAUCAAUCACAACGUGCGUCAACCAUCACAUGACCAGAAUUGCUUUUUAUGCUAGAAAUUCUCGAAUGCUACCGUAAUUAUUUUUUCUUUUGUUGAAUCAGAUUAUUUCUGACGUUUCUAGAUUGUGCUUCGUUUUAGUUUAUUGCACAGUGCUCGUUCGCCGAUUUGUGCCAUUAUGGAGACCCAGACUGUCUCAUAAAGGAGGGGUUUGCACUCAUUGGUAUAAUUGAUGUCUUUCAACGUGGGGGCUAUUCUUGGAAUCAGAGAUCUGUAUUUAGUUGGUGGAGAAUAGAGAUAUAUAGUGAAAAAAACUGAUGCUUUUUGAGACCAUUUUACAUCUGAGUAUCUAACUGUUUGUGAAUAUUUUUUAUUUGUUCAAAUUUAGAGACUGAUCUAAUUAAUGUAUCACAAGUUAAUGAAAAAAAUCUAGACAUGUCAAAUCAGUUUGACAAAAAGGAUGAACCUGGGGUUAAACCUUCACCACCAGGUUCACAGCAUUCACAACAUGCAUUGUACGCUCGGCGACAAACACCUGGCAUUCUUCAUGGCCAACAAACUCUCGUAUCUCUGGUUCACGGACCAAAUGCGAGCACGUAUCGGGAUACAACCGCAGAAAGACCUAUCAUUCCCAAUUCUACAAGUGUUGCAAUAUCAACCACAAGAUUCGGUGUUCCAUCUUAUAAUCGUCCACCUACAUUGUCACAGCAGGCUACAAUUUCCCAGCCAUUAUGUUUACCCUUGCAACCACAAGCAGUAAUGCAGCAACCCUCAGAGAGCCUAUCUCAACAGCAUCAUAUGCCACACCAAGCUCCGAUUUUGCACCACCCGGUCAUUGCGUCUGGACUUCUUGGUCAUCUUUCUCUUCCACAACUUCCUGCAUCAUCGCAGGCUCAGAUCCAAGCUCAACAACAGCAACAACAGUCUCAGUUUCAGCGCUUAAAAGUCGAGGAUGCACUGUCUUACUUGGACCAAGUUAAAUUUCAAUUUGGAAACCAACCUCAAGUGUACAAUGAUUUUCUGGAUAUCAUGAAAGAGUUCAAGUCACAAAGCAUUGAUACACCAGGUGUUAUUCAAAGAGUCUCUAGUUUAUUCGCAGGACAUGCUGAUCUCAUUGUUGGAUUCAACACUUUCUUGCCUCCUGGCUAUAAAAUAGAAGUUUCUGGUAAUGAUCAAGUUAGCGUGACUGGCCCUAACAUGCUUCCGCAAACAAUAAAUACACAACAUGGUGGCGCAGGCCCGCCGAAUGCUGUACAAGUACAUGCACCACAAACAAAGUAUGUGACCCCUCCUGUCACAGGUCCCACAUCACAGAAUCAACAACCUCUUAUAAAAAGCCAGUCUGGGCAUGCAUUGACACCACCUAGCUCUAUGUUCACACCUAAUGCUCAUAGCUCACAGGCAAACCUGACUUCCUCCAGUGCAGCGAGUGUCAAUGCCUCCACAUUGGCAUCCUCCAAAGCGUGUGCUGGACCACUUGUGAACUCAAUCACAGCACUAGGAUCCAGCAUUCCACCUCCACCUGUGGGACAGCAACCACAGGUUGGAAGUCAACCAGUGGAGUUUAACCAUGCAAUUAAUUAUGUUAAUAAAAUAAAGCACCGUUUUCAAGGGCAAACAGAUAUUUACAAAGCAUUUUUGGAGAUUUUGCACAAAUAUCAAAAAGAACAGAGAACAGUUAAAGAGACAAAUGGCGCAUACACACCAAUGUUAUCUGAAUCUGAAGUAUAUGCUCAGGUCGCCAAGUUAUUCAAAAAUGACGAGGAUCUUCUGAGAGAAUUUGGGCAAUUCCUCCCUGAUGCUGGAGGGGGAAUAAGUGGUGGAAAUCUAUCUGCACUAACUGGCGGUGUAGUUGGCUCAAAAUCAGAUGGAUUAUUGAGCGAGCAUUUGCCAGCUCCCAAAAAACAUACUCAACUUUCAUCUUCAUCUGCUAAUUCCACAGGAUCUAGUGGAUCAGCAAAACCAAGAAUGGGACAUCAUGGCCUGAAACGCUCUUCGAGCAUAUCAAUGCAAGGCAAAAAAGUCCGCAGUUGUUCUCUUAAGGAUGUAUCUUUGGCAGAAGCUUCCAAGCAUGGCACAUUAGGUGAAUUUGGAUUUUUUGAUAAAGUAAGACGAGCACUUGGUACCCAGGAAGUUUAUGAUAAUUUUCUUCGAUGUCUUUUGUUGUUUAAUAAUGAAGUCAUAGGAAGAGCAGAGUUGGUGCAACUAGCACAACCAUUCCUUGUGAAGUUUCCAGAGCUCUUUGGUUGGUUUAAAAGGUUCUUGGGAUACAAAGAAGGGCAAACAGGAGAAAAUUGGUCAUCACUGACAGGACUUGCGCUGCCACAACAGCCCAUAGCUCAGGCAAAAGAAAAACAUGAAGGAAUGGCAAUGGAAAUUGACUACACAACUCUGAAAAGACUGGGUUCUAGUUAUCGAGCACUGCCUACUUCUUAUGAGCAGCCAAGAUGUACAGGUCGUGAUGUUUUGUGCAAAGAAGUUCUUAAUGAUACAUGGGUCUCUUUCCCCUCCUGGAGUGAAGAUUCGCAGUCUGUAACAUCUAAAAAGACUCAGUUUGAGGAGCAUGUUUACAGAUGUGAAGAUGAAAGAUUUGAAUUGGAUGUUGUCUUGGAAACGAACCUUGCAACAAUUCUUGUAUUAGAAGCAGUGAAUAAGGAUCUGUCACGCAUGAAUGAAGAAGAGAAAUCAAAAUUUAAACUUGAUAAUUGUCUCGGGGGAACUUCGGAAGUGAUACACAGAAAGGCUAUUCAUAGAAUUUAUGGUGAUAAAGCCCCAGACAUAAUAGAUGGCUUGAAGAAAAAUGCAGCUGUGGCAGUUCCAGUUGUUCUAAAACGUUUGAAACUAAAAGAUGAAGAGUGGAGAGAGGCACAGCAUCAAUUUAAUAAAGUUUGGAGAGAACAAAAUGAAAAAUACUAUCUCAAGUCAUUGGAUCAUCAAGGAAUAAAUUUCAAACAAAACGACACAAGAUAUCUCAGAUCAAAAAGCUUAUUGAACGAGAUUGAAAACCUUUUUGAUGAAAGGCAAGAAGCUUUGGAAAACGGUGCAAACCCUGCUACACUCCAAGGCCCACUUAUGACGCUGACCUAUGAAGACAAAUCAAUGAUGGAUGAUUGUGCAUCACUGAUCAUUCAUCAUGUAAAGCGACAGAGUAGCAUACACAAAGACGACAAACAAAAAAUGAAAGUUUUUAUGUAUCAAACUUUGCCUGAUCUGUUUUUUUCUCCACGAGGAAAUCAACCAAGUGAUGAUGAUGAUGAAGAUUAUGACAGUGAUACAAAAAGUACAAGCAGCAGGAAUGGAAAAAAUGGGAAAAGCACAGCAAAGCCUGAAAUAAGGAACACGGGAGCAUAUUCGGCCAAUGAUGAUCUGGACGGGUUGUAUCAUAUGUUCAUGUGCAACAACCCCUUCUAUCUAUUUUUUCGACUGCAUGAAAUACUUUGUUCAAGAUUGCUCAAAAUAUAUCGUCACGCAGAAGUUCUGGCAGAGGAGGAUGCAAAAGGGAAAAAGGAAAGUGAUGGAAAAGAAUCUAUUGCAGAUAUGCUGAGGCUUAAGCAGGUCAGUGAUAUAGAGGUUGAAGAUUACUAUCCAGCGUUUUUGGAAAUGGUCCGAAAUCUUUUGGAUGGAAAUAUUGAGCCUCUGCAGUUUGAAGACCAGCUGAGAGACAUGUUUACUAUCCACGCAUACACUACAUUUACAAUGGAUAGGCUUGUGCAGAAUAUUGUUCGCCAACUUCAUCAUAUUGUACAGGAUGAGCAAUGUUCGCAGUUACUAGAAUAUUACAAUGAGGAAGAAAAAAACAAUGCAACAGGUGGAGAAAUUAUAUCUAAAUCUCGUCGAGCACAACCAGAAGCUGCAUAUCAACGAAGAUCUGAACAACUACUUAUUGAAGAAAAUUGCUACAAGAUGACAAUACUUCAGAAAAAAAGUCAAUUUCAAGUAGAGAUACAAUUGCUGGACACAGAUGAAGAUCAGGACGAAAGUGCUGAACUUGCUGAUUCGGCAAAAUGGUCUGACUAUGUAGAGCACUAUGUAAAUGAUUUGGAGGAUGAUAUGCCAGAUGUCUUAAAGAAAAAAAUCUUGAAGAUACCCCCAGUCUUUAUGCAGAGAAAUGCUCGCAUAUACAGACAGCAGAAAAGACAGUAUAAUGAAGAAAAUUUUGAAGAGGACAAAACAAAUUCAUCUGACAAACUAAUUAGGUCGAACUCAGACAAGAGGCCCAGAAGUAGGCUGUAUUUCUCAGAAGAUAUGGAAGUUAAAUUUGUGAGAAAUUCUUACAAAAUGAUCUUUGUCCCGGGAACAGAGUAUAUCCUUUACCGAGAGAAUGCUCUAAAGUCUGCAAAGGAGAGACAUGACACAAGAAACAAACGUUUGCAUGAUAAAUUUCAAUCUAAAGUUACAGAAUGGGGUUGUGAAAAUGUAUCGCGAGACAUGUCGCGCCAAUGUACAAAUUGGCUAAUGGGAAGGUCAUCAUCAACUCAAGGUAACCUGCUUGAAAAUCUGGUUAACUGUACCACAGUAUGCAAAGUUGAAAAAGUUGGACUCUUGUCAAGGAAUCUUUACAAGGUGGAAUACCACACAGAGGGGAAGACACAACCAACUAAUUGAUUGAUCUUACAGCAAAAAUGGAUUGAGCAUUCACAUUUGGGAUCUCAAGACAUAAAUUGAGUGUGAUUUAUGGUGACUGGGAAACUUUUUUCAAUCAUAUUUGUUUGAUUAUUAUUCACAACUUUCUACAGAGAAUUAACUCUCCUGUUCAUGAAACAAUAUUAAAUUGUCAAAGAUACUUUUGUUUGUUUUCCACUGGAUUUGUGUGUGAAUGCCUGCUCAGUUUAUUUGAAUAUUAUUCUUGGAUAAAGUCAAUGAAUGGAAC
Molecule: messenger RNA, 5108 nt
Organism: Styela clava
Lineage: Eukaryota; Metazoa; Chordata; Ascidiacea; Stolidobranchia; Styelidae
Source: RefSeq, a predicted model, not a curated record